AUGACGGGCAACACUGUAUGCUCGCAGCGCCUGCCUAAGACAGGGUUGGAGGUUACCCAAAGACAGGUAAAGGCAUUGGGGCCACCUGAAAAAAAAGUAAUGGUGCACCUAAAGAAGAUGAACACUGCUUAUGAUGACUUCGGCAAUUCUGGCCACUUCACCAUCAUUUACAAUCAAGGCUUUGAAAUUGUGUUGAAUGACUACAAGUGGUUUGCCUUUUUUAAGUAUAAACAAGAGGGUAGCCAGGUAAAGAGCUAUUGCCACGAGACAAUGCCUGGAUGGGUGCAUGACGUUCUGGGUCGGAACUGGGCUUGUUUCACCGGAAGAAAGGUGGGAAUGACCUCAGAGAAUGUGAACGUGAACACAGCACAUCCUGACACUCUCCAGGAAAAGUAUUCUAACAGGCUCUAUAAAUAUAACCCCAAUUUUGUGAAUGCCAUUAAUACUAUUCAGAAGUCUUGGACUGCAACCACAUACCCGGAAUAUGAGACUCUAACCCUGAGAGAGAUGAUUAGGAGAAGUGGUGGCCAAAACCGAAGAACCCCAAGAGCCAAACCUGCACCACUGACUGCUGAAAUACAGGAAAAGAGCUCACGUUUGCCAAGGUCUUGGGACUGGAGAGAUGUUCAUGGCACCAAUUUUGUUAGCCCUGUUCGAAAUCAAGAAUCUUGUGGAAGCUGCUACUCAUUCGCAUCUAUGGGUAUGCUGGAAGCAAGAAUCCGAAUCCUAACCAACAAUUCUCAGACUCCAAUCUUAAGUCCUCAGGAGGUUGUGUCUUGCAGCCAGUAUGCACAAGGCUGUGAAGGUGGCUUUCCCUACCUCAUCGCAGGAAAGUAUGCUCAAGAUUUUGGGCUGGUGGAAGAGUCCUGCUUUCCCUACACAGCCACUGAUUCACCAUGCAAACCAAGGGAGGAAUGCAUCAGAUACUACUCUUCUGAGUAUCACUAUGUGGGAGAUUUCUAUGGGGGCUGCAAUGAAGAGCUGAUGAAGCUUGAGCUGGUCCAUCAUGGGCCCCUUGCAGUAGCCUUAGAAGUCUAUGAUGACUUCCUCCACUACCGCAGUGGGAUCUACCACCACACUGGACUGAGAGAUCCUUUCAAUCCCUUUGAGCUAACUAAUCAUGCUGUCCUGCUGGUGGGCUAUGGCACCGAUGAGGCCUCUGGGCUGGAUUACUGGACAGUUAAAAACAGCUGGGGCACCAGCUGGGGUGAGAAUGGUUAUUUCCGGAUCCGCAGAGGAAUUGAUGAGUGUGCAAUUGAGAGCAUAGCAGUGGCAGCCACACCAAUUCCAAAAUUAUAGGGUGUACCUAAUCGUACCUGUGCGCUGGCAGCCAUCAGUCAUGAAAGGGGAUUGAAUUAUUUACAUACUUGAGACUUACAACAGCAAUUUCAGAAGGCUAUGCAUAGAAUCCUAUGAAGAUUUUUGCCUUAAAAUUAAAACUGCUUUUCGUUUAAAUAUGCCUUCCCCUCAACCACUGACCUACUUUUUCUAAGUAGUCAGAGUUUUUACAUAUGAUGGUGAGGGUAAGAUAUACAAGAAUGGACUUUGCUAAUUUGUAAUUCAAACAGAUGUAUUUUUAAAAUCUAUGUGAAAGUACAUACUUGUUUUUAAAAAUUUGUAUAAA
Messenger RNA from Condylura cristata (star-nosed mole), 1624 nucleotides. RefSeq names its product cathepsin C (gene CTSC). The record is from RefSeq and is a predicted model, not a curated record. The transcript has 7 exons. Bases 1 to 1299 code for a protein of 432 amino acids. NCBI's taxonomy places the organism in Eukaryota, Metazoa, Chordata, Mammalia, Eulipotyphla, Talpidae. Gene Ontology annotation, cellular component: lysosome. Gene Ontology annotation, molecular function: cysteine-type endopeptidase activity.